CAGAUGCUGUAACUACUAAUCCAUCAUCAUCAUCAGAAUUCAGAGAUCAACAUCUUUUUUUCUUCAGGACGAAAAAGGCGUACCUGAAACGAUUCUUUGGUCACCCCCUGCGCCUGCCCGUCCAGCAUUUUGUGUCUUGUCAUCCUCGCCACCUCAUUCUUUCUUUCUUUCAUCUCCUUCCUCUAUCGAUCGAAACCCUAUAAAUCUACCUGAAACUGACUUUGUUGUUGUAUCAAGGAGACAGCUUAGCUUAGCUGUUGUUGUUGCAGUCCAGUCAGAGAGCAGAGGGCACUGCACCGAGAGGAUCGAGCUUCCAAGAACAAGUGAAGCUAGCAUGGGGUGGUGGCUCGGAGGUGGCCUGCCGGUCAUCGCCAUGCUGGCUCUCAACGUCGUCGCGGCGGUGUUGGUGUCGCUCGUCAAGGUCGCCAUGGACGGCGGCCUCAACCCUCUCGUCCUCGUCACUCUUCAGCAGCUCACGGCCGCCAUCUUCCUCGGCCCAAUUGCCUACUUCAAAGAGAGGAAGUCCAGGCCAAAGCUCACACUGGAGAUCUUCACUUAUCUCUUCGUCAGUGCUGCGCUCGGGGCAGCUCUAAGGCAGUACAUGAUCUUCGUUGCUUUGAGAUACACCACGGCGACCUUCGUCACUGCCUUCUCCAAUAUCGCUCCUGUCCUCACAUUCUUGCUUGCCAUCCUAACACGGUCAGAAUCACUGAACCUGAGGAGAAAGACAGGCAUUGCAAAGCUUGUGGGCACGCUGAUAUCAGUAGCAGGAGCCAUGGUGCUGACAUUUUACAAGGGCGUGGCUGUCACCCACACAACCAAGAUCCACCAUGCAACAGCAGCAGCAGCAGUAGCAGCAGAAGCAGCCAUGAGCAGCAGGAACUGGACGCUGGGCACGGUGGCCAUCCUGGGCAACUGCGUGUGCCUCUCCUGCUGGUUCCUCCUCCACAGCAGGCUCGCCAAGAAGUACCCCCAUGUCUACUCCUGCAAUGCCUUCAUGUGCAUGUUCAGCUUCCUCCAGGUGGCCGUCGUCGGCCUCUCCACACAACGCAACGUCUCCGUCUGGAUCGUCAGGACCAAGUUCCACAUACUCACCAUCCUCUACGCCGGUGUGGUGGGGUGUGGCCUUUCGUUUGUGCUACUGACAUGGUGCAUCGAGAAGCGCGGUCCAGUGUUCGUCGCAGCCUUCAUUCCGGUGGUGCAGAUCAUUGUUUCAGUGAUUGACUUCACUGUCCUCCAUGAACAGCUCUUCCUUGGAAGCGUGCUGGGAUCUGUACUUGUGAUAGGUGGCCUUUAUCUUCUGCUGUGGGGCAAGAGGCAGGAGGCCUUGCACCUCCCUCCAAAAGUUGCUGAACAUGAUAAAGAGCAGCAACAGCAACAGCAACAGCAACAGCAGCAACAACAGCAGCAGCAAGUGCAACUCUGAAUGAAGAGUGGUGACAGCGUCCCCUUUGGGAUUUUAACAAAUAAGUUCUCCACCAACUUUUUUUUUUGUCAAUCAGGGCAGCCAUGUUGUUGUACAAUUAAUCCGAGAGCACUAUCAUGCAUGAAGUUAUUUAGGUUUUAAUUGAUCCAAAGAAUACUAGAAAUGAUCUAAACCAACACUGAGUUAAUUAGCUACCACUUCAGAAAUAGAUCCUGUAUGCAAUAGUUUAACUGCAACCAUAUAAGAAUUCUACGUGUGAUUUAUGGAUAAACCGUGUAAUUCCAUGACUUCUGCGAGUUUACAUAUACUCGGCAUAAA
Messenger RNA from Oryza sativa Japonica Group (Japanese rice), 1744 nucleotides. RefSeq names its product WAT1-related protein At4g01440. Gene Ontology annotation, molecular function: transmembrane transporter activity. Gene Ontology annotation, cellular component: plasma membrane. The record is from RefSeq and is a predicted model, not a curated record. NCBI's taxonomy places the organism in Eukaryota, Viridiplantae, Streptophyta, Magnoliopsida, Poales, Poaceae.